UUUAAUAGAUUACUUGACACACAGAAAACCCCGCUGGAAAAAUAACGUCUGAGCACGGGAUUUUGUUCUCAAAACGCCUUUCCGAUGGUUCAAAGUCCGCGAGAACUGACCUCCUAAACAUCCGAGGUUUGGCUGGAAGCUGAAGUAGGCAGGAAACUGGAAUGAAACCUGAGAAGUUUUCCUUUAAUAAUUCAUCAAGAUAUUAGUAGAAUGCACUUCAGAACAGCGGUUUUCAAGUAGUUUCAAAUCCCCAUUAGAGUUAGUCUGCCACAUACGUUCCAGAUAAGACCCAGAUUAACACAAUCAAUUUCCUGUAAUUAGUAUAAAUGAAAACUUGUCGCAUCAUCCACUCAGUCGUUGAAUUCUCAACAAAAUGAAGACUCUGCUGAUUGUUUCCCUGGCUCUUUUAGCAGCUGCCCAGGGCAAAAGUCUUCGGGAUGACGACAGCCCAUUGGUGCAGGUGUCCGUUUACUAUGAAACUUUGUGUCCCGACAGUAUUUCUUUCAUUGUCCACCAAUUAUAUCCAGGCUAUUAUGCACUGAAGGAAUACAUUGACUUAGAGCUGGUCCCCUGGGGGCACGCCUCGGAAGAAGAAAUCGAUGGCGUGAAGAACUUCACCUGCCAGCACGGUCCCACUGAGUGUUAUGGCAACAAAGUGCACGCCUGUGUAAUUGACAUGGCUUCCGAGGAAGUAAGCACUGAGUUUGUGUUCUGUUCUGAGCGCUCAGACGCUCCUGCCGACGACACCAACUUGCAGCAGUGCGCUGAGGAAGUGGACUUGUCCUGGAGCGAAAUCCAGGAAUGCGUGGUCAAUGGAAAAGGCGAUGAAUUGCUAUCAGAAAACGGCAGGAAAACUAACUUGGUCAGCCCUACAUUCAUUCCCACCAUUAUCCUGAACGGCACCUACGAUCAGACGACUCAAGAUCAGGCCUUGUUGUACUUUAAGACUCUGAUCUGCAAUCUGAUUGGAUUCAGACCUGAAUGCUUGUGCCGGAAAUAGUUUAAUAUAAUGCGUGUCUGAAGUUUCUCUAA
Dendroctonus ponderosae (mountain pine beetle) is the source of this 1032-nucleotide messenger RNA. RefSeq names its product gamma-interferon-inducible lysosomal thiol reductase-like. NCBI's taxonomy places the organism in Eukaryota, Metazoa, Arthropoda, Insecta, Coleoptera, Curculionidae. The record is from RefSeq and is a predicted model, not a curated record. Bases 374 to 1000 code for a protein of 208 amino acids. The transcript is spliced from 4 exons. Gene Ontology annotation, molecular function: oxidoreductase activity, acting on a sulfur group of donors, disulfide as acceptor.